UCAGCAUGUUUGCUAUGAUUUGCUGUGUACUUCAAAUUGUUUUUAUCAACACUACCUCUUCGCCGCCAUGGGUCUCUCUUCCGCCGUCUUCGGGUUGGGCCUCUUUGCUCUCAUCACAUCUACAGCUGAAGGCGACCAACCGGCCAACGCCUAUCGCAUUGGUCCUGAAACCGGAUAUGCAAAGGCGCGCUGCCUCGAUGGAAGCCCCGGCCUUUACUACUUCAGCCCAGGCAGUGGUUCUGGCACUAGCAAGUUCCAGAUUUUUCAUGAGGGUGGAGGCUUUUGCAACUCUGAUUCCAGCUGCUUUGACAGAGCAAAAGGCCGACUUGGAAGUAGCAGUUCAGACCCAAAGACUUGGGACCUGGAGAAGCAAGGCAAUCUCAAGUUCUCCCGGUCUUCCUCAGAAAACCCAUUGAUGCACGAUUGGAAUCACAUCUUUCUUCGCUAUUGCGAUGGUGGCUACUUCUCUGGAGAUCGUGAAGAGCCCAAGGUCGUGGAGGGGAGCUCCAUCUAUUUUCGAGGAAAGCAGAUUACAGAGGCCUUGUUCAGUGACCUCGGCAGGAAGUUUAACUUUGGUAAUGCCACUGAUGUGGUCAUUAGCGGCUGCAGUGCUGGUGCCAUCCGGGUGUAUGCACACAUCGAUGCGCUUGCGCAGCUGAUUCAAGCUGAAGCCAAGGUGGUUGCCUUGCCGGAUUCCGGCUUUUAUAUGGAUCUCGACAUCUUUACUCCCUUGAAGAGGUAUGUUGUGACAGAAAUGGAGGGCCAAGGCCUUUUGAACCCGCAGUGCUUAAGAGAUCAUGUUGGCUCAGAGGAGAAAUGCCUUAUUGGGAGUGUGAUUUCCCUUUAUUUGAAGACUCCGACCUUUGCUUUCCAAAGCCGCUUUGACUCCGACCAGCAGGGCUGUGAGAUGGAGGAGUCUUGCAAGUCUUCAGCAACAUGUUUGCAAGCAUAUGCCGCCAACCUCACCAGCUUCCUACAGAAGACUCUUUCCCGCUCUCCGCAUGGGUACUUUUUGGACAGUUGCGUACGUCAUUGUUCCUAUGAAGACCUAGCGCCUCGAGACCAAUCUGGCAUCGCUCCACUCCAUGCAUUUGCGACAUGGUAUGGCGGUGGUCAAUCUCACUUUGGGCAGCCGGCGAAGUACCCAUGCCCUGAAUGUUGCGGGACAGAAUCCACCAUUACAGUUUGACGUGGCACAAGCAGACAAACAUCAUCAAGCAUUUGUACCAGCUACAGCUGCAAGGUUUCACCAUGAUGCUAAUAGCCUUGCUUCUUGCCAGGCUUGGCGCAAGGAAGAUCGAUCAGCAACUGACCUAGCUGAUUGAGCUAGUUGUCAAAUGGGUCGAUUUUCUGGCAACCCGCUGCUGUGUGUGUGCAACUGGCUUGUGAGUUGGCUGGUCAUAAAA
Molecule: messenger RNA, 1406 nt
Organism: Durusdinium trenchii
Lineage: Eukaryota; Dinophyceae; Suessiales; Symbiodiniaceae
Source: the annotation of a GenBank genome assembly